Lycium barbarum (goji berry) is the source of this 1958-nucleotide messenger RNA. Its product is annotated as cyanidin 3-O-galactoside 2''-O-xylosyltransferase FGGT1-like. The coding region runs from base 305 to 1687 and encodes 460 amino acids. The record is from RefSeq and is a predicted model, not a curated record. Gene Ontology annotation, molecular function: UDP-glycosyltransferase activity. NCBI's taxonomy places the organism in Eukaryota, Viridiplantae, Streptophyta, Magnoliopsida, Solanales, Solanaceae. The transcript has 3 exons.
CCAACCAUUUUGUUUUUUCUUUAAUUUUUCUUCUUCCUUUUCUACUCUAGACUUCUUCAAUAUUAGACAAAGCACUUCAAACCCCCUUCAUUUAGUCUCUGGCAACUACCAAGCCGUAAAUUAUAUGUGCACCGCAAUGUUAGAAUAAUGGAUAUGCUCCGCAACAUGGAUUGCAGAAGUGGGCAAAUUAAUCGUGGUUCUUGAAAUAAGAUUAACAUACAUUACAGUACUCCCACAACACCAAUAGGAUCGGUGAUAUACUUUAUUCUUCGUCCCUUCAAAUGGCAGAUCAAAGAAGAUAAAAAUGGAGGACAAGAAACUCACUUUCAUUAUGUAUCCAUGGUAUGCCAUGGGCCAUCUUACUUCAUUUCUUCAUCUCUCCAACAAACUCGCACACAGAGGCCACAAAAUUUUCUUUGUUCAUCCUGCAAAGACACUUCCCAAGUUGGAAAAAUUCAAUCAUUAUCCGCAACUCAUAAACUUCAGAUCCAUCACGGUUCCACAUGUUGAAGGACUCCCACUCGGAGCCGAAACAACUUCAGAUGUUCCUAUUUUCAAGCAGAAUCUUCUUUGGCAAGCAUUAGAUCUCACAGAGCCAAAGCUUGAGUCUUUAAUUCAAGAAAUCAAACCCCACUUCAUCCUUUAUGAUUUUGCAUAUUGGGUUCCAUCUGUGGCUCGAAAAUAUGGAGUUAAGUCCAUUCAUUACUGUUCCAUUACUCCUUCAUCUGUCGGUUACCUUAUGCGUGGAGAAAAACCGACUCCAGAAGCUGAAAUGAUGAAACCUCCACCUGGUUUUCCUGUUAAUUCAUCCAUCAAACUCCACAAACAUGAAGCUCGUUUAAUUGCAGCUCUACAUUCGAUGGGAAAAGAUUCUAGUAGCUCUGGCUCUAACUCUGUAUCGUUCACUCAACGUUUGCUUUUGGCUUUUCAAGAUGGGGAUGUCAUUGCGUUCAAAACAACUAGGGAAAUAGAAGGGCCCUAUUGUGAAUUUGUUGAGAAUAAGUUCAAGAAACCAGUCGUUUUAGCCGGACCAAUCUUGCCAGAACCAAUAGAAGAAACUUCAAAUACAGAGGAAAAUUGGUCAAAGUGGCUAGAAAAAUUCCAAGAGAAGACGGUCAUUUUCUGUGCUUUUGGUAGUGAAUGCAAGCUCAAGAAAGACCAAUUUCAAGAACUGGUUUUAGGUCUUGAACUUACCGGUCUUCCAUUUUUUGCUGCUUUAAAACCGCCUUUUGAAACCGAGACAAUUGAAGAGGCGUUACCGGAAGGUUUCAAAGAGAGAACACAAGGAAAAGGCAUUGUUCAUUCAGGUUGGGCAGAUCAACAAUUGAUAUUAACUCAUCCUUCUGUGGGAUGUUUUGUUACUCAUUGUGGCGGAAACUCUUUAUCAGAAGCCAUGAUUAAUGAUUGUCAAUUGGUGUUAGUCCCAAACUUUGGUGAUCAAUUUAUUAAUGCAAGAUUGUUUGGUGGAGACUUGAAAGUUGGAGUGGAAGUUGAGAGAGAUGAAGAAAAUGGAUUGUUCACUAGAGAAGGUGUUUGUAAGGCCAUAAAAAUGUUAAUGAAUGAUGAGUGUGAAGAGGGGAGAAAAAUAAGAGAAAAUCGCGCAAAGUGGACGGAGUUCUUAUUGAGCAAAGGGCUUGAGGAUUCUUAUAUCGAUGCUUUUGUGCAGAAGCUACAAACUCUACUGUAAUUUAUGUUUGAAGCAUCAAUAUGAUUAACUAAUAAAAAUCCUUAUAGCUAGGGUCUGAUAGCUAUCUUCCAUUAAGUGUGUUGAUUAGGAUUUAGGUUGUUUGUCUUAGUUUUUAGCUUUAGCUUUGCUCAUUGUAUUCUCUCGUCCUUAUUGUUUCUAUUUUCAGAUGUUGGUUUCUUUUUUUCUACUACUAAUGCUUUCUAUCAUGGAGGACCAUUGCUAAAAGAGUUGUUUAAUCUAAUCCUCUAUGCCAAGUUUUUGUUGUUUUCAA